AUGCUGUCCAAGAGACUUCUUAACUCUAUUGUGAACACCGCUAAGGUUUCACAAAAUGCCCUCACCACCUCAGCCAGAGUAUCUGCUGCUUCUGGAUCUGAAGUGUCCAAGAUUCUUGAAGAAAGAAUUCUCGGAACCGAGACCAAUGUCAACUUGGAAGAGACCGGAAAGGUACUCUCUAUCGGAGACGGUAUCGCCCGUGUCUAUGGAUUGAAGAACAUUCAAGCCGAAGAAAUGGUUGAAUUCGAUUCCGGAAUCAAGGGAAUGGCUCUUAACUUGGAACCCGACAAUGUCGGAGUUGUAGUCUUCGGUAACGAUAAGGUUAUCCGUGAAGGAGACAUCGUCAAGCGUACCGGAGCUAUCGUCGACGUUCCAGUCGGAGACGGACUCCUUGGACGUGUCGUUGAUGCUCUCGGAAACCCCAUUGACGGAAAGGGACCCAUCCCCAACACCAAGCGUACUCGUGUUGAAGUUAAGGCCCCAGGAAUCAUCCCCCGUCUUUCUGUCCGCGAACCUAUGGUUACUGGAGUCAAGGCUGUCGACUCCCUCGUACCUAUCGGACGUGGUCAACGUGAAUUGAUCAUUGGAGAUCGUCAAACUGGUAAGACCGCUAUUGCCAUUGAUACCAUCAUCAACCAAAAGAGAUUCAAUGACGGAAACGACGAGUCCAAGAAGCUUUACUGUAUCUACGUUGCUGUUGGACAAAAGAGAUCCACCGUCGCUCAAAUCGUCAAGCGUUUGAGUGAUGCCGGAGCCAUGGACUACACCAUUGUUGUCUCUGCUACCGCCUCUGAUGCCGCUCCACUCCAAUUCUUGGCUCCAUACUCUGGAUGUGCCUUCGGAGAACACUUCCGUGACAAUGGAAAGCAUGCUUUGAUCAUCUUCGACGAUCUUUCCAAGCAAGCCGUUGCUUACCGUCAAAUGUCUCUCCUUCUUCGUCGUCCCCCUGGUCGUGAAGCCUACCCAGGAGAUGUCUUCUACCUUCACUCUCGUCUCCUCGAACGUGCCGCCAAGAUGAACAAGUCCCUCGGAGGAGGAUCCAUGACCGCUCUCCCCGUUAUUGAGACCCAAGCCGGAGAUGUAUCAGCUUACAUUCCAACCAAUGUCAUUUCCAUCACUGAUGGACAGAUCUUCUUGGAGACUGAGCUUUUCUACAAGGGAAUCAGACCAGCUAUUAAUGUCGGUCUCUCUGUAUCACGUGUAGGAUCUGCUGCCCAAACUAAGGCUAUGAAGCAAGUCGCUGGUUCCAUGAAGUUGGAGUUGGCUCAAUACCGUGAGGUAGCUGCUUUCGCCCAGUUCGGAUCUGAUCUCGAUGCUUCCACUCAACAGCUUCUUAACAGAGGAGUUCGUCUUACCGAGCUUCUCAAGCAAGGACAAUAUGUCCCAAUGGCCAUUGAAGUCCAAGUUUGCGUUAUCUAUGCCGGAGUCAGAGGACAUCUUGAUAAGAUUGACCCAUCAGCCAUCACCAAGUUCGAGAGAGAAUUCCUCGCCCACAUCACCAGCACUCAACAGGAUCUUCUCAAGACAAUCCGUGAAGAUGGACAGCUCACUCCCGCUUCUGAGGCUAAAUUGAAGGAUGUUGUCACUAGUUUCUUGGCCACUUUCAAACAAUAG
Messenger RNA from Auanema sp. JU1783, 1614 nucleotides. NCBI's taxonomy places the organism in Eukaryota, Metazoa, Nematoda, Chromadorea, Rhabditida, Rhabditidae. The record is from the annotation of a GenBank genome assembly.